Molecule: messenger RNA, 807 nt
Organism: Gongylonema pulchrum
Lineage: Eukaryota; Metazoa; Nematoda; Chromadorea; Rhabditida; Gongylonematidae
Source: the annotation of a GenBank genome assembly
GCCAAAACAAUCUCUGCAGAAUGCGAAGAGCCGGCACUGCAGGACAAAGUGAUCCAUUCGGCGACGCAGUGCGCGUUUGCCACCUCGCAACUGGUGGCCUGUGCUCGAGUGGUAGCUCCAACAAUCGAGUCACCGGCCUGUCAAGAACAGCUAACUGCUGCUGCAAAACAGGUCGCUCGAGCGGUCGAAGAUUUGCUGAUAGAUGCUCAAGCGGCGUGCAAGCGAAGUAUCACCGAUGGCCAGCGAUCCUACGGUGAUAUCCAUGAAGCCGCUCGGCAGGGACCGACAGAAGAUAUGGUUCGACAGGGUGAGAGCGCAAUACGUCAUAGUCGUCUUCUUGUUGAGCAAAUGGAAGCGGAAGCGGAUCGUGCACCGGAAAGUCGUGAUCGUUUGCUGGAUGCUGCGCGUUCGGUAGCCCAGGCAACCAGUCGUAUGAUUGAUGCUACUAAGGUACAUCCGCAAGCAGCCGAAUCACAAGUAGCGCUGCGUAGUGCUGCUGAGAAAUUGGUGACGGUGACUAGCGAAGCGACAAGUGAGGAGCAGUCUAAACGGACCAUGGAACACCUUGAACAGGCAGCGAAACAAGCAGCUGCAGCAGCAACGCAAACGAUAGCAGCGGCGAAUGCGUGCCAACCAUACCUGCAAUCGAGAAGCGUUACCGAAACACUGAUCAUUGAAUGCACCGAAACAGCAGAACGUGUACCGCCUCUUAUUGCGUCGAUCCGUGAAAGUCAAGCAGCUCGGUCAUCAAGCGAAAAAUUCCGCUCACAGAGCAACCUGAUCCGUGACACCACACAGGUAAUUUGA